AUGGCAACCGAGCCUGUACUUACCCUUGAGCCGCGAGUGAAGGACAGUAGAGGCUUCUGGAAGCAAAAGCGGCUCGAGAGGAAGCCACUGGUCGCAGUGAGCGCGGUCGAGAUCAACCAGAAAGAAUCAUCGAGUGUUGUUGAGACGGUACAGGACCGACAGAGCGAAACACUUGCCGUCCAGAGUCCAGCACAGAAGCCCGCAUCCCAGUUAGAUGAGGAACAAUACUCUAGCGAGGAGCAUAUCAUGAGGCAGAAUGCCUUAAUCAUCACACCCAAUCGAUCAUAUCAACUCAUUACCGACUUCCCAGUAUCGCGAAAGCUUGCACCGGGGGAAGUCAUGAUCCGAAACAAAGCGGCAGGCCUCAACCACAUCGACUGGAAGAGCGUCGAGUACAACUUCUGCCUCCCGGAGCUGCCCUGGGUCACUGGGCGUGAAAUGGCAGGUGUGGUCGAGCAUGUCGGGCCAGGAGUGACGAGACUGAAGAAGGGUGAUCAUGUUUGGACCAGCACAUAUUACCGGGAUCGAAGGGCAGGCUGUUUUCAAGAUCUUGUGGUAGUACCGGAGCACACGGUGUUCUCCAUCCCCAUCAACCUGGAUUUCCAUACUGCCGCCAUCCUGGGCGUGGCUGGCCUCACGGCAGCAAUGACACUGUGGAAGUGGCUGCGAAUCCCAAUGCAUACCGAUUCACAGGAUCAACAGCAAGAGCCAGAGCGAGAAGUCAUGCUGGUCUGGGGCGGCUCAACGGCGACAGGCCAGUUCGCCAUCCAGCUGGCAGAGAGAGCGGGCAUCGAGGUUAUUGCUGUCUGCUCGGAGGCGACCACACAGCUAGUAACCUCGCUUGGUGCCACACACGUGGUGGCAUAUACAAACAAAACAGAUCCUCAGAUCAUCGAUGAAAUCGUGAGCCUGGCACGAGGACGACUGACCAAGGCCAUUGAUCUCGUGGGGGCCACGACGGCGAAGCUGGUGUUGCAAGUGAUUACAGCUUGCAGUGACACAGAGAUCGAUUUUGCACCGGUUGCCUACAUGUCGAGUAAGGAGGUGGUGCCACCGAACGCCAGAGUCCACAUCGUGGAGAUGAAGCAGUUUGUGAUGGACAGCAGCUGUGGGAUUUACGGAGAGCGACUGAAUCAACUGAUCGAGGAUGGAGCCAUCAAGAUUCCGACCGUCAGUGUGCUAAAAGGAGGCUUGAGUGCCGUAGAGGACGGGUUACGACUCGUGAAGGAAGGGAAUUUGGCAGGGAGGAAGCUCGUUGUUUCCCUGUGUCACUAA
Messenger RNA from Capronia coronata CBS 617.96, 1275 nucleotides. RefSeq lists its product as uncharacterized. Lineage: Eukaryota; Fungi; Ascomycota; Eurotiomycetes; Chaetothyriales; Herpotrichiellaceae. The transcript has 2 exons. Gene Ontology annotation, molecular function: oxidoreductase activity, acting on NAD(P)H. The record is from RefSeq and is a predicted model, not a curated record. The coding region runs from base 1 to 1275 and encodes 424 amino acids.